ACAUAUGUCACUAAAAUAGUUUCACCUUGGUGAUUUUUAUCGCUCGUAAAUGUCAAAUUCUGAAUGUCAAAGGCAAAUAAAAAUUUUCACCGAAACCAAGCACAAAUCUAGAAAAGAAACACGUAUUUUAUGUAUGAAAAUUUGCCAUUCAAGUGGUUUUUCUAAAUUUUAGUACAGUUAACAAUGGAAGACAGUGUAUUUGAAGACUGGGAUGAAUUAAGUUCUGAUUUUAAAGAAUUGGAGGUAGCAAAUAAGACGUACUUAGAAAAGUUAGAUGAACUCGACUCCUACCAGAAACAAUGCCUCAAACAUAUAGAACAUCAAAAUUACAGACUUAACAUCAUUGAAAAUUCUCUGAAGGACCUUAGUAAACAACCAGAGUGUAAAGAAAAGGUUGAUGUUUUGCAUGAUGGGAUUAUGAAAAGAAGAGCCCAUUUACAUGAAAUAGAACAAACUCUUCCUAAACAGAAUGGCAUUUAUCUUAAAAUUAUUUUAGGAAAUGUUAAUGUUUCUAUAAUCAACCGGGAGGCAAAAUUUAGGUACAAAAAUGAGUAUGAAAAAUUUAAACUGGUAUUAAGCAUCAUUGGGUUUGUGAUGUCGGUGUUAAAUUUGUCAGUUGUUUUUAGACCACUAGAACUCAGCUUCAUAUUUUUGUUAGUGUGGUAUUACUGCACACUGACCAUCAGAGAGAGCAUUUUAAAAGUUAAUGGGUCUCGAAUAAAGGGAUGGUGGAGGUUGCAUCACUUUUUAUCGACAGUAGCGGCAGGAAUAUUGCUAAUUUGGCCAGAUACACCUACAUGGGCACAAUUUAGAAAUCAAUUAAUGUGGUUUAGCGCAUAUAUUAGUGUCGUUCAGUAUUUACAAUUUAGAUAUCAAAGUGGAGUUUUAUAUCGAUUAAAAGCACUAGGUGAAAGACACAAUAUGGAUAUCACAAUCGAGGGAUUUCAUUCAUGGAUGUGGCGAGGAUUGAGCUUUUUAUUACCAUUCUUAUUUUUUGGAUAUGUCAUCCAACUCUAUAAUGCUUAUGCUUUAUAUUUAUUAAGUUACUCCCCUACGUCUACGUGGCACGUGCCUGUUUUAAGUUUUAUGUUCUUUAUUUUAUUCAUUGGUAACACUGCUACCACGAUUAUGGUCAUUCCAGACAAAGUGAAAGAAAAAGUCAAAUUACAAUAUCGUUUUAUGAGUCAAAGGUUAAGUGGUAACCUUGUGGUGAAAGAGAAUGAACAUAAUUGCUCGAAGAAACAAGAAUAAAUCAAGCAGGUAACAUAUACUUAUCUGUGUAUCUAAUUUUUAUGUGGUGUAUUUAUUUUACAUAAUGUAAUAAAAUUUUGAAUCUCAGCAAAA
Molecule: messenger RNA, 1344 nt
Organism: Zophobas morio
Lineage: Eukaryota; Metazoa; Arthropoda; Insecta; Coleoptera; Tenebrionidae
Gene: Tmem120b
Product: transmembrane protein 120 homolog
Exons: 8
Coding region: 184-1251 (355 amino acids)
Cellular component (GO): membrane
Source: RefSeq, a predicted model, not a curated record